Messenger RNA from Rotaria sordida, 459 nucleotides. The record is from the annotation of a GenBank genome assembly. NCBI's taxonomy places the organism in Eukaryota, Metazoa, Rotifera, Eurotatoria, Philodinida, Philodinidae.
AUGGCUCUUUUAUUUCGCUCUACACUUAUUCAAUUAUUAACAAAAACAACACGACCGAUGUUGAUGACUAUGGCAUCAACUGGACGUCGUAAUAUGUCAUCACACAGUAAAGAAACUGAUGAAGAAUUUGAUCAACGAUGGAAAGCUUAUUUUGAACGACCAAAUAUCGAUGGUUGGGAUAUACGUCAAGGUAUAAAUCAUAUGAAUCGUCUUGAUUUAAUUCCUGAACCCGAAAUAAUAUCCGCUUGUCUUCAAGCAUGUCGUCGUGUAAAUGAUCAUUCAUUAGCUGUUCGUUAUUUGGAAGCAAUUCGUUAUAAAUCGAAUGCCGUUUCAAAAGAAGUAUGGCCAUGGAUUCUUCAAGAAAUUCGUCCAACAUUAAAUCAAUUGGGUGUAUCAGCACCAGAAGAUUUAGGUUAUGAUAAACCUGAACUAGCUUUAAAAUCAGUUGAUGAUAUGUAG